This is a messenger RNA of Quercus robur (English oak), 2346 nucleotides long. Its product is annotated as protein THALLO-like. The coding region runs from base 517 to 1095 and encodes 192 amino acids. Lineage: Eukaryota; Viridiplantae; Streptophyta; Magnoliopsida; Fagales; Fagaceae. Gene Ontology annotation, biological process: maturation of SSU-rRNA from tricistronic rRNA transcript (SSU-rRNA, 5.8S rRNA, LSU-rRNA). The record is from RefSeq and is a predicted model, not a curated record. Gene Ontology annotation, cellular component: nucleolus; small-subunit processome. The transcript is spliced from 10 exons.
AAAAUAUCAAAAUUAACCUUCACUCUUUAGUUUUCUCUCUCAGAGCCAAAACCCUCCUUGCAACACCAAGGAGCAGAGAUCAAACGUUCAAGUCUGAAAUCAUAAAAAAGGUUUUGAAGUGAAAUGGCUUUGAGAGGUGUAUGGCAACUUCAAAAGCUGAUUUUGCUAGGUCACAGAAAUUUUUACAAGCAAAAUUUGGUGGAGUUAAGGAUGAUGUGCAUGAAGAAGAUGAGGAAGUACAAGAAUAUCUAUGGAGUGGGGAAAAAAAAAAAAAAGAAUAUUAUCAUGCUGAUAAUGAGUGAUGACGAGGGACCUUUGCUUUGAGAGAGGAGGAAGAGGCUUUGAAAUUUCAGAGGCAAAAAGAAAAAUCUUAAUCAAAUGAAAACUUUGGCCUUGAUGAUAAUAAUGAAGAUGGGAGUGAUGCGGGUGAUAGUGAAUUAACUCUAGAGUUCUACUCCAAAAUUAGUUGGCUUGCUGUUGGAGCUGAAUGAUGCAAUCGAACAACUUGAAAGAAAAAUGGAUCCACUACUAAGCAUGAGUGAUCAAGUUGGUGUGCAAAGCUUGGAAAUUUCAAAAGUAAGAGCUGUUCUUGAAGAAAGAUUGAAACAAGAGGGAAUUCUUAGUUCCAGAGCUCCAAAGCCUGAUAAAGCCAAGAAACUUCUGAAGCCAGUUAAUGGUCCACUCGUGACGUAUGAUGAUUUUGAUGAUGAUGCUAUUGAUGUGGGGGCUACUAGAUUCAGUAAUGGUCAUGCAAGUUCAUUGAACACAAGUAAUCUUUCCCAAUUUUUUUCUGCUAAACCAAAUAAGCCCAAGGUGGUUUCUGGUGAUGAUGAUUUACCUAAAAGGGUAGAUAUUGGAGAAAGGCAGAGAAAGCAUGAGCUUCAAGUAUUGGCUGGAGCUGGAGUCAAAUCUGAGGAUGAUGGGGAUGAAGUUGACAAUUUUGAGGUUGAUGGGGAUGCUGACAUGGGGGAUGGCGAUACAGGAGAUUCAGAAGAUGAACAUUACAAACCAGUUGAACAACGGCGAGCUGCAAAACUUGCUGCCAAAGCUGAAAAUGUAUUCAAGGACCUCAGCAGUAGUCCCAUCUUCUCCUGAACCAAUUGAUGGAAAACGCCAUAUCACUUACCAGAUGGAGAAGAACAGUGGGCUGACUCGGAAGCACAAGAAGAAAACCAAAAAUUGUAGGAAGUACAAGGUAUUAUGACAAUACUGUUUGCUUGAAUGUAACAAAUCACUUUAUUUUCGUAUUUAGUAUCUCUCUCUCUCUCUCUCUCUCUUCUCAAAAUGUGCAGGAACAACACAAGAAAAAGUGAAUCAUUGGAAAGGGUAGAGGUGCUGGAGAUCAAGAAACAUAUUGGGCCUUAGAGCACUUGCACUAGUUAUACUAUUCCAAAUGCCAUUUUAACACAUUGAAACGUACUUUUUCCAUACAUCAGAUCCUCUCUUUCAACACAUUAAAAUGAUAUAUAUAACACAUUAAAAUAAUCUAAAUAAACUCCUACAAUAAAUAUAUAUAUAUAUAUAUAUAUAUUUUUUAAAUCACAAAUUCAUAUAUCACUCAGUCCACCACAACCUUUCGUCAGCAACCACCACCCAAAAUCAACCAACCAAAAUCAACCCAAUACCAUCAAAAUCAACCCACCAAAAUUAGCCCACUGCUACCACCAAAAAACAAACCAAAAAAUAUGCUGCCACAUCCACCGCAAGAGAGAUCAGAGGCAUGGUGGGGUUGGCUUGGCUUGGUGAGAUCGCGACAGGCAGUGAGCUACUUGGUGAGAGGCAGCUUGGCUAGAUUGUGGCAGGCAAAGAUCGGCUUCAUGAGAUCUCCCGUGAGUCAAGAGCGGCUUGGCGAGCUCACCAACAGGCGAGGGUCAACAAGGCUGAGAGUGAGAUCAUGAGAGAGGAAGAGAGUGAGAGAGGCUGAGAGGCAAACGUGAGAGAGAUAUAUGUGAGAGAGAGAGAAGUGAUAUGUAGGGAGAGAAGGAAGAGACGGGGUGAGAGAAAGCUAAGUCUGAGACAGAGAGAAGAAAGAGGAGAAGAAGAGAGAUGAGAGAGGAAUUGAAUAAAAAAAUUAGUUUAUCUUUUUGCAUUUGUCCAUACCGUUCCAAAUUUUGAACAUAUUGUUCAUCCAUGUCUAAAAUUUUAGGCAUUUAGAGCAUCUCAUGUGAGUGAUGUUUUGGUGUUUGGUGUCUCAAAUACCAAAUAUUUAGGCACACCUAAUGCAAGCGCUCAGGAGAGGCCUCUGAUAUUAAUGUAGCAGCCAGUCGGAGUGUUGGAUUCAAGAACUAGACAUUGUUUCUUGGUUUUGAGUUCUACCUUUUCAAUUGUAUAGUGCUCGUUGGAUCA